UUAUUUAAUAAUCAUUUUUAGAGUAACGGAAUUGACGGACCUAUUUCAUCAUGUCUGACAAAAGCAAUUUUCUGCUGUUAUUCGACAGACCCCAAGAACCCUGUUUUAUGCCCAAAGGAGACAAGAAGUGCGUCUUUGAUGUUCCUCUAGAUUACUUGCCCGACAAAUACAAAUCCGUUGGAACUGUAGUGAUGUCGCGUUUUGGCCAAUCCGAGGGAGAAGACCAGAUUCCAAAAAUUGCAGUCAAACAGAUUUCAAUUCCUCCUCUGGACGAUGUCAUGAAGCUUCGCCGAGAUGAGAACUUCUCCCUCUUCAUCCCUAAACAUCGCCAAAUAGCUGCCAGGCUAAUAGACAUUUUCUUAGGUAUUCCAGAAUAAUUAUAAUGUACCAUU
Molecule: messenger RNA, 392 nt
Organism: Anoplophora glabripennis (Asian longhorned beetle)
Lineage: Eukaryota; Metazoa; Arthropoda; Insecta; Coleoptera; Cerambycidae
Product: phenoloxidase subunit 1-like
Exons: 2
Coding region: 51-377 (108 amino acids)
Source: RefSeq, a predicted model, not a curated record